AUGUUGAAAUCGAAGAGAGAUCCGACCGUUAAAGCAAAGCCAUUAACAGACUACACGCUACAAGCGGAGGAACGUUUGUUAAAAGAUGUUCAAUUUCAACUGAUGUCGAAGGCGAAGACAAAAAAAUGGGAGCGAGAAUUCGGACUGUACCGUGAUGAAAGAGGUAUUUUUAGAUGUGAAGGCAGACUCAAGAAUGCAGAAUUAACUACGACGCAGAAACACCCAGCAAUCUUGGAUGCGGAACAUUAUGUAACGUCACUACUAGUGAGAGAUAGUCAUGAAAGAGUAAAACACAAUGGUGUAAUUCGUAUAAUAAAUAUGAGAGCCCAACAUAUAACUUUUAACAAAGCCAUUAAAACAGUUUUAAAAGAUUGUAAAGAAUUUUAAUUGUAACGUUUCGUCUUUAACUUAAGACAUCUUCAGACUAGAUAAAAUUACACGAGAUGUGAAUAUAUAUAUAAGCUAAUUAUAAUCUAUUUACAAGGUGUUAUGUUACUAAGGAUAAUAAAGGAUAAGAGGGUGUAUGUAAGACAGGACGAUACAAAUGAGGAAACAAAACAGACACAAGAAAACGGCAAAUUACAGAAGGUUAAGCGGAAUAGAGCUACCCUGAACGUUAAGAGUAGGUUUGAGUUUAGAUAUAAAAAGGCUUUCGUGAAUCAAUAAUUCACAAGUGUCUGAGGAAGAGGAAAGAAUUUUGAAGUCGUCAAAGUUGGCAGAAAGAAUUUUGAAGUCGUCAAAGAGUGCCCUGUAGUAUUUAAGUGAGAGAAAACACUAGACAUGACUGGACUGGAUGACGGCUGGCCUGUUAUAGGAGUGAGUCCCAGGUGUUCCGAUACUCUUUUAAAACUGUUUUAAUGGCUUUGUUAAAAGUUAUAUGUUAGGCUCUCAUAUUUAUUAUACGAAUUCGUUUUCCGCCUGGCAAAUCUCUCGCAACGACAAUGGUGUAAAAGAAACCUUAACAGAGGUUAGAUCGAAAUUUUGGAUUGUUAGAGGUCGUCAAUAGGUGCGAAAACUGAUACAUGAAUGUGCAGUAUGUCGACGACAGGAAGGAAUUGCAUACAAACCACCAGAUCCACUAGCAUUACCAGUAUUUAGAAUCACGAAAGAUCACCCUUUCACGUACACAGGGGUGGACUUCGCUGGACCACUUUAUGUGAAACAAGUGAAGGCAGUGGCUAUGGAGAAGGUUUACAUGGUUAUAUACACUUGUGCUGUGUCGCGAGCAGUACAUUUGGAUGUUGUGAGUGAUAUGACGGCAGAAGCCUUUAUAAGAAGUUUUAGGAGAUUCACAGCCCGCCGAGGAAUACCACGAGAGGUGAAAUCAAACAAUGGAAAAACAUUUAAAGCGGCUUCAAAACAAUUACCAGCCCUAUUCGAGAUUCCAGAAGUGAAGAAAUACCUUUCAGAUCAAAGAAUUCGAUGGACAUUCAACCUUGAGAAGGCAGCAUGGUGGGGAGGGUUCUUCGAGAGACUAAUUAAGAGUGUGAAGAGAUGUUUAUACAAGAUUCUUAAAAAUGCCAGCGUCACCAACGAAGAACUUUAUACCGUGCUUACGGAGAUAGAAGCAACACUAAACUCGAGACCGCUAACGUAUGUGUCUACGGAAGACCUAGACGAACCAAUUACACCUUCACAUUUGAUAAAUGGAACAAGAAUAAACUCGUUGCCGGACGCAGUUAAGCCAGGAGAGGAAUCGAGAAUUGAAGAGAUAACCAACAACAAAGUUGCAAGACGAGUAUCGUAUCUUAAAACCUUAAAGGAACAUUUUUGGCUGAGAUGGAAGAACGAGUAUCUGCUUGAGUUACGCAAUGCUCAUCGACAGAAGACUACACGACACAAAGGAAAUUGUAUUAAAGUUGGAGAUGUUGUAGUUAUUCACGAAGAGAACGUACGUAGAGUAAAGUGGAAACUCGGUAGAAUCGAGAAACUGAUAGAAGGAAAGGACGGGGCUAUUCGCGGAGCGGUAGUUAGGAAAUUAACAGACAAAGGAGGAAAAUGUACGGAAAUUAUACCCGGUUGA
Paramuricea clavata is the source of this 2023-nucleotide messenger RNA. The record is from the annotation of a GenBank genome assembly. NCBI's taxonomy places the organism in Eukaryota, Metazoa, Cnidaria, Anthozoa, Malacalcyonacea, Plexauridae.